AUGAAUGACGAUUUACCUAAAGAAUAUUUCGAACUGAUACGAACAGCUCUGCGAAACAAAAAGGAUGAACCACAGGAGGAAAGACAAUUAAAGAAACGGAAAAGAAGAACAAGAACAACUGCAACAUCGGUACCUGAAAAGCAUGAAGAACAGACCACCCUAGAUCUUUCUUCGCCUAUCGACAAGUAUAGUAACACCCAAUUAAAAAGCCCGGAACGGAAAGAAGAACAUGCAGGAGAGGCGUCCAAUAGUAGUAACACUGAAAUCCAAGAUGAAGAUGAUGACGACGAAAACUAUAACUCUGAUGAUUUCGAAGAUGUGACUGAGAAUAAUAGCACUGAUGAAAAUAUCAAUGACAUAUCAAUAACAAUUGAAGAUCCCACUAAGAGAAAUGAAGCUAAAGGCAAAACUGCUUCUACUAGAAAUGUCUGUUCAAGAGAAGACAGGGAUAGGCGAUAUGCAUUCCAUAUGGCUGAUCUUUUAUGUCUAAUGGUCCAUGGGUAUCUAAGAAAUGAAUGGUUAAAUAGUAGUAAAUUCAUCGUCAAACUAAGUAAACUGGUACCUGAAAAGGUGUUUCAGUUGUUGCAUCCCGUAAAGGAUGAAGAAUUACCCUUAAGGAGUACCAGAAAAUUACUUGAUGGUCUCAAAAAGACAAUGGAACUUUGGAACAAACAUUGGAAAAUACUUCAAAAAUAUGAGGGUGUAGCUUGUUAUAUGAAGUCUUGGGAUGAAAUUACGACUAGUACGAAGCCAAACAGCCCAUUCUUUCUUUCAAAGAAACAGUUCAUUAGACAGGUGAUUAAAGGACAGGGUGAUAGAGACAUUGCAGCUCAAGGAUACGUGGCACUAUUGAGAGCAUGUAAUGUCAAUGCAAGACUGAUAAUGUCAUGUCAACCACCCGAUAUUACAGAUUUAAAAGAAAAAUGUAAGCCAAUAGAUAUUGAUUAUGACGAUAUGGUGAAAUAUCCAAUUUUUUGGUGUGAAGUAUGGGAUAAGUUUGCUAAAAAAUGGAUAACCAUCGAUUGCAUGAAUUUUCAUAUAAUUGAACAAGUCAAACACCGUUCCAAAUUAGAACCUCACGGGGUAGCAUGUUGCAAGAGAAAUAAUCUAAGAUAUGUUAUAGGAUAUGACAGAAAAAAUGGAUGUCGAGAUGUUACUCGUCGAUAUGCAGAAUGGUAUAAUGCGAAGACACGGAAAAAACGUAUAACCAAGGAGCCCAAGGGCGAGGAAUGGUUCAAUAAAGUCUUGACGACUCUUCACAGACGGAAACGUACCAAGAUUGAUGAUUAUGAAGAUGCAUAUUUGGAACAAAGGGAUUACGACGAAGCAAUGCCGGAUAACCUUCAAGAUUUGAAAAAUCAUCCAUAUUAUAUUUUAGAGACUGACUUAAGAAGAAAUCAAGUAUUAAAACCUGGUUCUAAAGAAUCUGGAUACUUACAUUUACAAGGAAGCAAAAGCAAGAAUAAGAAUAAAUUAUUAAAAGUUUAUGAACGAAAAAAUAUCUUGGACUUGAAAAGUGCAAGACAAUGGUACAUGGAAGGCCGUGUCUUGAAGACAGGAUCCCGAAGUUUGAAAACGGUGAAAAGGAGAGCAAUGCGACCCUCUUUAGAUGAUGAAGAAGACGAGGAGAGAUUAUAUUCGAUAGAUGAUACAGUGUUAUAUGUUCCACCUUUGGCCACUAGCGAUGGUGAAAUUACACCCAACGCAUAUGGAAAUAUAGAAGUUUUUGUUCCGACAAUGAUUCCAGGCAAUUGUUGCCUAAUAGAGAGUCCUUAUGCAAUAAAGGCUGCGAAGUUUCUACGAAUAAAUUAUGGUCGUGCAGUUACAGGGUUUAAAUUUGAGCGAGGACGAACAUCCAAACCUAUCAUUGGUGGUGUUGUGGUAGCAAACUGGUAUAGAGAUGCUGUUAAGUCCUGUAUCGACGGUAUAGAAUAUUCAGUUGACAAUGACAAAAAGCUGGAGGAGGAGCUUGAGUCUCUCAGGUGUUGGCACACACUUUUAUCAAAAUUGCGUAUUAAAAAGAAAUUAGAUGUCAUAUAUGGUACAGUGGGUGAAGAAAAUUUGAAUUUGGGAAAUGUGUCUGAUGAGGAUGUAGCUGAAGGAGGAGGCUUUUUCGUUCCUCGAACCGAGAGUUUUCCUGAACCAAAUGAUUCUGGAACUGAUGAUAACGAAGAUAUAAAUACAAGAGGCUUUCUUUUAACGAAUAAACGUGAAACAGGUGACUCAAACGAAUCGACAGAGAGGAAUGAAUCUCUUGACCGCCAAUCUACCAAUGACGAUGAACUUGAAGACGAUUAUGAUAAAUUUAUGGGUGAUCUCGAUAUGUCCGACCCUGAAUAA
Molecule: messenger RNA, 2340 nt
Organism: Naumovozyma castellii
Lineage: Eukaryota; Fungi; Ascomycota; Saccharomycetes; Saccharomycetales; Saccharomycetaceae
Gene: RAD4
Product: Rad4p
Exons: 1
Coding region: 1-2340 (779 amino acids)
Source: RefSeq, a predicted model, not a curated record